Molecule: messenger RNA, 1578 nt
Organism: Triticum turgidum subsp. durum (durum wheat)
Lineage: Eukaryota; Viridiplantae; Streptophyta; Magnoliopsida; Poales; Poaceae
Source: the annotation of a GenBank genome assembly
AUGGCUGAGAUGGUCAGUUCUGCCAUCGUUGGGGAGGCAGUUAGCCUGAUCUUUUCUGGCAUUGCCCCCAGCAGCAGAAACGACGACAAAUCAGAUGAAGAAGCAGCCGGAGGUGGUGGCCUGGAGAGGCUAGAGAUGGCGCGCAUCAAAAUGGAGGCCGCGCUCGAGACGUCCGACAGGUGGCAGAUCAGCGACAGGUCGCUGCUCCAUUGGCGAAAGAAGCUGAAGCGCGCUGCCCAGGAUUGCGACGACGCCGCGCGCAGAUGCAGGCGGCUUUCUCGGGAGGAAGAGGAAGCAGAGCUCGCGGUAAGGCAAUCCUCGUUUCCUCGACGUGUCGCUCACGCGACCAAGUCGCUCAUCUCCUCUCUCGUCGGCGGCGACAGUGAUCGCCGCUCGGCGGUUAGCUCCACAACCGUCCGGAGAUUCGAGAGGCUCGCAGACGGCGCCGGUGAAUUCAUGAGAUAUGUGCAGCUGGGUGGGACGCCACGGCAAAACCUGUUCUUCGACCCUCUCAUCGGGCAUAUCUUCGCGGGCAAAACGGUUAUGUAUCAGGUGUUGCAUCCGGGAGGCAAGUAUCACUUCUUCAGCAUAAAGCUGGCUGGCUUCGAGGAGCGCGGGCUAGAGGCCAUGCUGUCCUUCACGUACGAAGACCGCGAGGCGCCCAAGAACAAUUUCGGGCUCCAGGCCAUGCUGCGUCUCUCGGAGAGUACGGACGUAAUUGGAACCACAGUCAAGUGCUUGCAGUUGAUGACGCCUCACUUCAAGGCCAUGGCCCGCGUUGCCAUCGGAGAGAUCACCCAUCUCCCCACGCAAGAUUUCUCCUGCGUUGCACGCAUGGAACACUGGAAAAUCUGGAACCAUGCUCACAGGACUUUGACUGGAUGGUUCCGUCCGGAUCCGUUGUGCUGUCAGGGACAGGGGUACGAUCACGAUCACGACAUGGUGCCUUCUUGCCACGGCGACAACGGAAAAGGAAAUAAAUCGAGCGUAUUUCCUGAACCGGUCUUCCAAGUGCUUCUUCGGCGUUACAUCUCACUAUCUAAGUACCGUGACAUGUCGGGAUCAACCGCAGUCACUGGUCAUGGCGACACGUCUUGUUUGGAUAAUUGCCCGCGUUUCAAGCUUGGGAUUCUGUUCCUGCCUCAUGACUCUCUGGAGGACCCAAAGUCUGCCGGUUGUGCUAUAGAUGUGGUCGAUAGAGCGAAUCAACACCACCUCACACAUGUAAAUGUUCAGUCGGACCAGCUCGACAAGAUGUUUCUCCCCAAGGCGAUCGAUUAUCUUCGUCGAAACGCCGAGGCCAUGAUGUACAAGGCAUGCUGGAGGUCCAACCAUGGCAGUGCGCACCUAUGUGCGGAAAAGAGAGGCGCAGAAAGAAUUCUCAGAGCAUGUGUUGCCACACGACAAGGUAGAAACAUCAAGAGUACCGAGGAGCUUCGUCUUCUGCAGCUGGAUAAGCAGGUGCAGAGUUGGAAGCAUAUAGCCGGGGCUUUCCUAAAACUAUGGGUUGUGCGUUCCUCCGAGAGGCUGCGGAGCUCCUUUACCGUUUGGUUCAAUGAGUUAGGACAAAGCUUGUGA